CAACAUUGGCCCUUCCAAUGCGCAACUUGCUGCGUGUCGGCGACGCCAGUGGGAUGCAUGCGCAGCAAACACUGGCACCAUUCUACCUGCAUUUACUGUAUGGUCAAUGUCGCGCCAGUGAAAUGAAUCACCCGACCAGAGUCUGUAACACAAAUUCAUGCUACUCAAUGCGCCGGCCUUGACCAGAUCAAAUCACGCGCCAACCCAAAUAACACAACUCAUGGCAGGACGAGGAUCUGCUUCGCCAUCCCCGGCCCCAGAAGCCCCAGUCGCAGCGACACCCGGACCUCGCGCAGCAGCACUACAAAAGGUAUUUGCGGGGGCUUUGUCGUCGUCCAUCAAAGCCAAUUCAUACGCCAACUUCAGCUCAUGUUUCCCAACGCCGGCCAAGUAUUGCCCAACCGCUCUUGAAGGAGUCUGGCGGCAGCUAAACGCGCGGUUGGAGGAGGAAUGCACGCGCGACUUUGAGAAAAUCUUGGAGGAGAGACGUGUGGUCGAGGGGUUAAAUCAAUGGGAUGGCAUGAUAGAAGAAGCACGGAGAAGGAAGAACCGCGCAGUGGAGGGCGAUGUCCCGGAUCGACCACUGCACACACUUUCCGCAUAUGAACUAUACACAGCGAACCUCACCCCAUAUCUACAGCAGGCGACACAGGAGCUGGAGGGCAAGCUACAAUCAACACAGGACGACAACGCUAAGCUGAUGACAACAAUUGAGCAACAACGCGCCGAAUUGGAACAGCUGUUAAAUGGGCUGGAAAUGGCUAUCAAGGACAUCGAAGGCGCCGUCCAAGCCCUGCCUACUGCUGACCAAGGUGGUGUUGAAGGAUUGAGGAAUCAUGUGUGGGAAAUAGAACAAGAACUUUCUGCACACAGGUAGUCCAGCACGGGCUGAAAGACUGCGCUUUACCGGACGGAGACGGCGAGAUGUGUUCUAAUAUUAGCGUUGGCGUUGCGAAGGUUGGGUUACUUCGGCUGAAGGCAUGGACAUCGGAGGUCUUGAAUGUUGCAUUUUCAGGUAUCACAGACCCGGGGUGUGGUCUUGGACGUACAGUAUCUGACUCGGCGGCGUAUACCAUCUAUACCAUCUCGGCGCCAAAGUAGUGUCACCAAGGCCAGUGCAUCCUCAGAGAGGUGCUGACGGCGGGUCUGCACACAUAUGGCAGCUGUAAUGAGACACAGGCAAAAGAUAUCGAAGCCAUAAGACGUUACUUGAGUUACCACAUAAAUAUUGCUUGCACGGCCAAGUACAUGACGAUGUGCACAUUGCCUGCGCAGGAUAACCUAGGAAGGGGGGAUAGAGAUGUCCAGUAUGUACUAUGUACUGCAGGUGUAUUCGGG
Molecule: messenger RNA, 1338 nt
Organism: Exophiala dermatitidis NIH/UT8656
Lineage: Eukaryota; Fungi; Ascomycota; Eurotiomycetes; Chaetothyriales; Herpotrichiellaceae
Exons: 2
Coding region: 158-877 (239 amino acids)
Biological process (GO): chromosome segregation
Cellular component (GO): MIS12/MIND type complex
Source: RefSeq, a predicted model, not a curated record